Microdochium trichocladiopsis is the source of this 1537-nucleotide messenger RNA. RefSeq names its product class II aldolase family protein. Gene Ontology annotation, molecular function: actin filament binding. The record is from RefSeq and is a predicted model, not a curated record. NCBI's taxonomy places the organism in Eukaryota, Fungi, Ascomycota, Sordariomycetes, Xylariales, Microdochiaceae. Bases 142 to 1047 code for a protein of 301 amino acids. The transcript has a single exon. Gene Ontology annotation, cellular component: cytoskeleton.
UAUUAAUUGAGAUUGCUGUUUCCGCUACGGCGCAGUUGGCGAACACGGUCGUCUUUGUGCUGCGGUCGUCAUGUCACUGGGUUUCCCAGCUUCAGCUUACUAGUGAUUUCUCCUCGCUUCAGUUGAGCAGCAUCUCAAGCAAUGGCCCCUGCUGCCGAUCCGAUCGCUGAGCGAAGCCUCACAACCAAAAAUGCUACCUCCAAUGAACUCAGCCAGAAGAGACUCCAGACGCCUCUGGAAGCACUUUCGCUCGGGCCAAACGGCUUGUCUCUCCCCGGGAUUCCCAACUUCCCCAGCUUCGCAGAGCACCGAACAUGGAUCAAGCAGCACAUGGCUGGCGUCUUCCGCCACUGGAGCCGCGAAGGAUACAUCGAAGGAAUUUCGGGACACAUCUCCGUCCAAGAUCCAGAGUUCCGCGAUGCCUUCUGGUUCAAUCCAUAUGGCGUCCACUUCGGACUCCUCAAGGCCAGCGACAUGGUCCUCGUCAACUUGGACGGAAAAAUCAUCGGGGGCAAUACAGAAUGGCCCGUCAUCAACAGCGCCGGGUUCUUGAUUCACACCGAGAUCCACAAGGCUCGCCCUGAUGCUGCGGCAGUCGUCCACUGCCACGGGAUUUACGGCAAAGCAUGGUCUGUCUUUGGGCGGCCCCUCGAAAUGCUGACGCAAGAUACGUGCAAAUUCUAUGGGGACGCGCAGGCUGUAUAUGAUAACCAUGGAGGGGUCGUCUUUGGUCCUGAGGAAGGACAGCGAAUCGCCUCGUCACUAGGGCCGAAUGGCAAGGGUGCCAUCCUUCGCAACCACGGUCUCUUAACAGUGGGUCGGACCGUGGAUGAGGCCGCCUUCCUCCUAACCUCUAUGGAAAGGAGUUGCCACGUUCAGCUGCUAGCGGAUGCCGCUGCUGCCGAUGGUGUCCCGAAGAAGAUCAUCUCUGAUCGAGAAGCCAAGUUCAACUUCGACGCGGAGAGUGACCACGAUCUCUGCUACGCCGAAUUCCAAGCUUACUACAACUACGAAGUCAAGCUGGCUAAUGGAGAUUUCUUAAAUUGAGCAUCGCAUAAAUAGACAGGAGGAGGCUUAAAUCUAGAAGCUAAUAAAGUCAAACCAAAUAUGGACCAGCCAACGCCUCAUGUUUUGUUCGACCGCGUAACUUCAGUAGUCAUACGAAUUUGGAGUCGGCCAGCGGAGCUGUCGAGAGCGUCACCUUAAUUAUCCUGUCGGCUCGGGUGAUGGACCUACAUUUCGUCCUCAGCGGAGUCUAUUUCUGCCUCUGUAACAGCACCCAGAUUGUGGGACUCUCUUAAGGCUGGGGGUAAACGAUGCUACUUUGAGCGAGUAAGGCGUUCCUGCUGUUAUGCAGAAUGCUUCACAUGCUUACCUAGUGCUAUGCACAGCCUCAAUGCCACCCGUGAUAUCGGUACCAUCAUUGACUAUUGCAACAGACGAGCGCCUAGUGCAGCCUUGUCCGCGAGGGCUCCAACAAGGCUGAGCGUCACCGCGACCUAACUGUCCAUACCCGUGGAGUUUGGACAGCGGUAGG